Sugiyamaella lignohabitans is the source of this 777-nucleotide messenger RNA. RefSeq names its product Pno1p (gene PNO1). Gene Ontology annotation, cellular component: nucleolus. The coding region runs from base 1 to 777 and encodes 258 amino acids. Gene Ontology annotation, molecular function: RNA binding. The transcript has a single exon. The record is from RefSeq and is a predicted model, not a curated record. Lineage: Eukaryota; Fungi; Ascomycota; Dipodascomycetes; Dipodascales; Trichomonascaceae.
AUGGUCGCUGCUCCAACAGCCAGACUUGACUCUGAUUCUAUCAGCUCAGCUCCAGCACCUGCUGUUGCUCCUGAUUCUAUCACCGAAGAUAUUAUGAUUGAUAUUUCAACAACUCUACCAUCAAAUGAAGUAGAAGAGCAAAUUAAAGAAAAGUCACAAGAAGAGGAUUUUGCCAUGGAUCAAGAUGGACUACCCAAGUUCGCCGCUGUUUCCAAUAAGAUGCAGAAAAUCAAGAAAGAAACAAGAUCCAUAGCUAUUCCACCACACAGAUUUAGUCCACUAAGAACCAGCUGGAACAAAAUCUAUCUACCAUUAGUGGAUCAUCUGAAAUUACAAGUUAAGAUGGAUAUUAAAAACCGAAAGGUGCUUAUCAGAACAUGUAAGAGCACAGUUGAUCCUGGUGCUAUCCAAAAGGGUGCCGAUUUUCUUCGAGCAUUCACACUCGGCUUUGAUAUUGACGAUGCCGUUGCACUGCUCAGAUUAGAUGAUUUAUAUAUUGAGACUUUCGAAGUUAAGGAUGUCAAGACUCUUUCAGGAGACCAUCUCAGUAGAGCUAUUGGUCGUAUUGCUGGUAAGGAUGGUAAGACCAAGUUUGCCAUCGAAAACGCAUCACGAACCCGUGUGGUACUUGCAGAUAGCAAGAUUCACAUUCUCGGUGGUUUCACCAACAUUAAGAUUGCCAGAGAGACUAUUGUCAGUUUGAUCCUCGGUGCUCCUCCAGGCAAGGUUUACGGCAACCUGCGUAUUAUUUCGUCUCGUAUGAAGGAGAGAUAUUAG